ACUUAAUCUCUGUGUAAACUGCCCCAUGUUGUGUAUCAUAAUAUUAAGUGAACGCAAACUUGUUUUCGGAAGAUUGAUUGGAAUGAAAACACAAAACGCAUCGCGUCUCUGAAAUAACAGUCGUGCUCUCGCUUUAGAAAAUUUUCAAUUACGGAAAGUUUGCAAGUUGUUUGUUAUCUUUAACCGUCGCCUAGGCUAGUCCGGACGGGAGUUUGUUUAUACUUCGCCAUCAUGCACACCAUAUUCAGCGACCACCAAAACGCAUACUACCGCUCCGGCGGCGGUUACUCGACGGCCGCGGCCGCCGCCGCCGUCACCUCCAACCCCUACGCCUACGAGCAAUACUCCAGGUAUGGGUACGCCGCCGCCUGGCACCAUCAGCAACAUCCUCUCGCCACCACCAAGGACAUGGUCAAACCGCCCUAUUCCUACAUCGCCCUCAUCGCCAUGGCCAUCCAGAACGCCCAAGACAAGAAAAUCACCCUGAACGGCAUCUAUCAGUUCAUCAUGGAGCGAUUUCCCUACUACAGGGAGAACAAACAAGGUUGGCAAAACUCCAUAAGACACAAUCUCAGUUUGAACGAGUGCUUUGUGAAAGUGCCGAGAGACGACAAGAAACCGGGCAAGGGCAGCUACUGGACCCUGGACCCCGACUCUUACAACAUGUUCGACAACGGGUCGUACUUGAGGCGCCGCAGGCGCUUCAAGAAGAAGGACGCCCUGAAGGAAAAGGAGGAAGCCAUCAAAAGGCAACAACUCCAAUCCGACUCUCCGACACACCUCCCCAAGCGCGAGGAGAAACCCUUGGAGGACACCAAGAACAAGCUAGAGUGCAAACCCAAACGCGAACCCAACACGGAACUGAGCCAGUGCAUGAGUGCGAAGUACAACGAUCCGAAGUCGGUGAUCGCCCAUCAGGAGCACGUACUGGACACGCUGCAGGCCAUGGACCCGACAGCGGCAGCAUUCACCGUGGACAAUCUGAUAACGAGCCGCGAUCAAGCUUUGGCAUACUCGAACCCCAGGCUGUCGUCCGGGGGGAUGUACUCGUAUUGCCAGACCACUCCUCAAUACAUCGCCGACGAGGCUACCCCCAGAUACAGCCCGUGGUACAGCCCGGAAACGUCGCCCGAAUCGGCGACGACCGCCAGCGGUUACCGGGACAUAAUUUUCGACAGUAGUGCUGCCCCCAGCUGUCAGUUGGCCAGUUUUCGGCAUUCGGGCAUGUCCCCCAGUCCCCCGAAUUACAGGACGACCGCCCCACCCUCCUACUAUCAGCAGGACUGCGUCGGCCAAAAGUACUGAGGGUACGCUUACUUAGACCAUGUAAAUAUUAAGACUGAUAUUUGAAAAUGUUACUGUGCAAAGAACUGUUAUCAAGUGGGUUUACGGCCACCGCAAUAGCUGGUUAACCGGUCAUCCGGCCCCAGUCGAAUAUAUCGGCAAAUGUACAAUAAAGCUUUUCUGUAAAUUUAAGCACGGCGAUUGGGGUCGUCUAACCGGGUAACAAUCACGUAGUGUAAGUUACAGCAGUGAGUUGUUACAUAGUCAUAAACGUAAAAUAUUUGAAAGACACUAGAAAUAUCUAAUUGUAUAUUUCUUUAGUUUCUGGCCCGAUGGGACAGCUUGUUUUUCUUUAAAUGUGAUAAUAACGAUUGAUCUUAAUAUUAGUUUAAAUAAAUUUAUUAUAUUUCUAUUUUAUAUGUAUAUACGUAUUUGAAAAACCGGGGGUGGCAUUUUCUUUUGUUACUUUUUUUAUGUUCCUAAGUAUACCCCGCCUGUGUUUCGCUGCAUUUAAACCUUUCUUUGUGAUUUCGGAUAUGUUGGGUUAGUCCUUUUUUUAAAAUGGUCGUCGUACUAGUUACUCAAAUUGUAAGUGAUCGAAUUUAAACAAAGGAUGCAACUUGAUGUUAAAUGCAUUUUUGUUGAAUAAUGAGCUGACAGAUUUAGGCAUGCGUGAGAUUGAGUGUACAUAUUUAUUUGUAAAAUAUGUAGAUGUAUUACCUAUAUGUGUUAAAAAGAAGCACGUAUGUAUAUUAUUUAUUGAUAUUAUUA
This is a messenger RNA of Aethina tumida (small hive beetle), 2055 nucleotides long. Its product is annotated as fork head domain-containing protein crocodile-like. Bases 232 to 1305 code for a protein of 357 amino acids. The record is from RefSeq and is a predicted model, not a curated record. Gene Ontology annotation, biological process: regulation of transcription by RNA polymerase II; anatomical structure morphogenesis; cell differentiation. Gene Ontology annotation, molecular function: RNA polymerase II cis-regulatory region sequence-specific DNA binding; DNA-binding transcription factor activity, RNA polymerase II-specific. NCBI's taxonomy places the organism in Eukaryota, Metazoa, Arthropoda, Insecta, Coleoptera, Nitidulidae. The transcript has a single exon.